This is a messenger RNA of Diceros bicornis minor, 3680 nucleotides long. RefSeq names its product transcription elongation factor A like 5 (gene TCEAL5). The record is from RefSeq and is a predicted model, not a curated record. Bases 429 to 1097 code for a protein of 222 amino acids. Lineage: Eukaryota; Metazoa; Chordata; Mammalia; Perissodactyla; Rhinocerotidae. The transcript is spliced from 3 exons.
AGGUACCAGCUCCCUAUUUCCGUGGAGGAAGAUAGAUUUUAGACUGAGAGACAGGGGUCAAUUGCCCUGUAGCCCUGCAGGUCGGUAAAAGACGGAGGGGGUGGGGACCCCUGGGGUAGGGUGGUAACGGCCAGAGGCUACAGAGGAUCCGGUCUGCUUUCCAGAUGCCAUCUCCUUCCCAUCCCCAUUCAUUUUGGCGCAGAAAAUUGUGUCUUCGGGUCUGUGGUUGUAGGCACCAACCCAGACAAGAAAAGGAAAGACCUGCAGGAUCAGCGCAGGUCAGUGGGUGAGGGCAACUGCCCCAGAAUCCCUGGGAGUAGGAGUGACUUAAGCCUGAGCAGAAGUUGGAGAGGCCACUAGCUGCCACCCCUCCUCCAAGCCUCCUUAUUGCAGUCUCAGAACACAUGGCCUCUGGAUGCUAAGAAAACAUGGUGCUUGAUGGCUGGACAGGCAAAGGAGGGAAAAAUCUCAACAUGGAAAGGGUCUACAAAGAAAAUGAAGGAAAGCCAGAAAAUCAAGGAAACUUACAAAAUGAGGGAAAGCCAGAAGAUGAAGUAGAUACCGAAGAUGAAGGAAAGUCAGAUGAGGAAGAAAAGCUGGAAGUGGAGGGGAAGCCAGGGCACAAGGGAAAGCUCCAGAAUGAGGGACAGCCAGAUGAUGAGGCACAACCGGAAGAUGAGGGAAAGCAGGACACACAGGGCAAGUCUGAAGAUGAGGGAAAACCACACGGCGGCGAGGGCAAGCCAGAAUCCCAGGCAAAGCCGGUGAGUGAGUCGCGGGCUGCCGAAAAGCGCCCGGCUGAAGAUUAUGUGCCCCGGAAAGCAAAAAGAAAAACCGACAGGGGGACGGACGACUCCCCCAAGGACUAUCAGGAGGACCUACAGGAAAGGCAUUUGGGCGGUGAGGAGAUGAUGAGAGAAUGUGGAGAUAUGUCAAGGGCUCAGGAAGAGCUAAGGAAAAAACAGAAAAUGGGUGGUUUUCAUUGGAUGCAAAGAGAUGUACAGGAUCCAUUCGCCCCAAGGGGCCAACGAGGUGUCAGGGGAGUGAGGGGCGGAGGUAGGGGCCAGAAGGACUUAGAAGACGUUCCAUAUGUUUAAUGCCUUUGGCCUCUAAUUCUGAUUUCUCUGAUGGGAAUAUUGCCAACCCUGCUUUCCCUGGCAGGCAUUUGCCAGGCUAUGUGCUUUAACCUUAAGCUGAUACUUUGCUUUAGGUGUCACUCUUGUUACCAGCAGCCUUUUGAUCCAACUACAGUGCUCUGUCUGUGAGUAGGGGAUUUUCACCCAUGUGCAUGGAAGAGAUGUUCAUGGUACAUUGUAAAAUAACAAUAAAGAGAAAACAGUUUUCAGAACCGCAUAUACAGCAUCAGCCCAUUUUUGAAAAAAAAAAAAAGUUGCAUAAUACGUCCAUGCACAGGGAAAACUAUGAAACUGAGUAGAUCAAAAGAGAAAUAAUUGUUUUCUCUGUGUGGUGGCAGUGGAAGAGAUUAUCCUUUUUCUCAUCUGUACUUUUUUCCCUAAAAAACACAGAUUAAUUUUGUCAUACAAUAAAUAAUAAAAGAUUAAAAAAUAGAAAAAUACAUACCAAGCAAUCAAAAUAACUGUUCAGUGAGCUUAUGAAGGCAGUGGAGGCACUUAAAAAUUCUUGGUGUCAGGAUGUAAAUGAUGCAUAAAACUCUGAUUACCUCUAGGACUCAAAGCUUGAGGAAUCAACCUGGCAGUGAUUACAGACCCAUUGCUGUAAGGACAGUCUUGUCAUCUGUGAAAUGGGGACAAAACUUGCCUUCCAGGGCUGUGGAGAAGAUCAGAUGAGGUAUCGAGUGUGUGAACUGUGUUGAGUUGGCUCCUGCCCUCUCCCCUGCACUUGCAAGACCAGAACCCUGUCAGGCGUUUGGGGGAGGGCUGAGGGGGCUCUCACCUGUGCCCAGGAAUAAGUCCAGACAGCUGAAAUGUGGGUGCCCCUCUCCCCUGGGUAAUACCAUGACUGAGGGCACUGUGCCUCUUCUUAUGGGUCCUGCACCCUCCUGAGGGCCCCACUGCUGCUGCAGGGCUGGAAUCCUUAAGGUAACAAAGCACUUUUGGUUUCCCUGGGGUCCCUGGUGAGUUGAAUCCCCACCAUGUUCCCUACUGAACUAUAGAAAAGGUCCCUCUACUCACAUUACAAUUUUAUUAAUCCUGACACGAAAUGUAGAAAAAUGCUUUGUAAAAUCUUAAUGUAUUUUCUAGCUGUUAUAAUUACCCCACUAGACUUGCCCUUUUCAAACCAAAGAAUUUAUCUUACUCAUUUUGGUACUUACAUAGUAGAAGCUUAAAAAAUCAAUACAUUAAUUAUUGAGUAAGAAGGCCUUAAUUCUUGGCUCAGUUCUGUCCCUAAUUGAAUAUAUAGCCUUGAGCACGUAAUGUCAUUCUUUAGCUACUGAAACUUGCAACUCCAAAAGGAACACAGCAGGAGAGGGUUAUACCACAAUUCAUUGCUAAAUGAUUGUAACAUUGCAUAUGGUAGUGUUUCUCAAAGUUUGUUAGCUACUAGCAGACCACCUGCAUCAAAAUCACCUAGCUAUCUUGCAGAAUCCUGGACCCCGCCUUAGAUCCAAUGUAUCAGAAUCCCUUUUGACUUGUCUGUGUGUGUGUGUCCUUUUUUAGCUCAAUUUUAUUUUUAUCAAAUGGAUACAUGUACAGAAUAUUAAAAUCCAAUAGUGUAAAAGAAUUUAUUAUCAAAAACUGCAGUCUGCCUUGCUAUUCUACAUUCCCACUCUCCAGAGGCAACUACCAUAGAUGUUUGUGGUUUCUUCUCAUAUUUACCUUCAUAUUUCUGAAUAAUAUGCUUAUGCUGCUAUUUUUUUAACAGCUUUAUUAAAAUGUAAUUCACAUACCACAAAAUUCACCCAUUUAAAGUGUACAUUUCAGUGGUUUUUAGUAUAUUAACAGAGUUCUGAAACCAUCACCAUUGCCUGGUUCCAGGACAUUUUCAUCACCCUAAAAAGAAACCUCAUAGCCAUUAGCACAUAAUGGUGUUCCCAUUCUCUCCUCCCCCCAGCACCUGGCAAACACUGAUCUACUUUCCUUCUCUAUGGAUUUGCCUAUUCUAGACAUUUCAUAUAAAUGGAAUCAUACAAUAUAUGACCUCUUGUGUCUGGCUUCUUUCAUAUAGCAUGUUUUCAAGGUUUAUCCACACUGUAGUAUGUAUCAGUACUGAACAUUCAUGUACAUGGUUUGUGUUUUUUUGCCUUUUAAGAUAAACUUUAUUGAAAAGUCAAAUUAUAAAAUUUACAAGUACAGAAAUGAUGGUUCUGCCUUAGUUUAUUAUGUAGAUAAUAUCAGAGCAUGCUAAUGUUUAUGUCCAAAGCUGCUUUAACUUCACUUGAAUGCUUUGAUUCCUUUUAUAUAGAGGCACUCUAAAUUUAAUGUAUUUGUGUCUGGUUUAAAAAAAACAAAAGUGUGUAGUAUUUGAUACACUAGUUAAUCAUUUCUGCUGGAAGAAGCAAGGAUAACUUUUUUCAAUUUUUUCUUUCUUUUACUUAAAAAUUUAUUUCCAGUUUUAUUGAGAUAUAAUUGACAUACAUCACUGCAAAAGUUUAAGGUGAACAGCAUGAUGGUUUGACUUACAUAUGUUGUGAAAUGAUUACCUGAAUAAGUUUAGUUAAUGCCCAUUAUCUCAUAUAGAUACAAUAAAAAGAAAAAGAA